UUUAUAAUUUCGAAUAAAAUUACAAAUAUUUCUCAAUCACCACCUACGAAUAAUGAUCGGAAACUUCUACUUUUCGCCAGAAUGUAUGGUGAACUUCUUCUUGUUGCUGGAAUGUUCUUCAGAAUAGGUCCCCUUUUGUUUGUUUGAAGCUCGUUAAUCACCAACCAUGACAUUACCUAAAUGUUGUAUACUUCAAAUCGGAACUUCUUUGAAGAAAGACAUUGUUUUGCUUGUUUGAAGAGGUAGAGAGAGACCUGAAUUUGAGAGGGAGAUCUAAAGUUUAAUUUGAGGAAUCACAUAUAGAGACACUUUUGGGGGGAAAUGAUUUUUUUUUUUGUUUUGGGGGGAAAUUGAAAUUCAAUUUGUCACCAUUUUCGUAUAAAUUUCUUGUAUAAAUAACAAAUACAUAGGUUUAAUUCAACAUCACAAACACUCGCCACCAAACAUUUAAUGUCAGAUCUUCUGGGGUUUACACAGUAGAGAUCCCACACCCCAAUUGAAGCAUAAAGCUUUUAAGGGUUUCAAUCGUUGAUCUGAAUUCUGAACAAUGAACUCUCUCACCGAUCAUUCGCUCAUCAAUCGCAUAGCAAAUCAUCUUGAAGAUUCAACCAUGGACAUAGACCACCACCAAGAAGAAGAAGAAGAUCCAUUUCUUCGAUUUAUCAACUAUGCAGGAUCAAUUUUGUCACCCGAUAAAGACGAAACCGAAGAAGAGUUCAACGGACCCGGAUGGAGCUGGAUCGCAAAUCGGAUCCUCAAGACUUGUAUCGCUUAUUCAAGUGGAGUCACCUCUGCAAUUCUACUCUCCGACCUCUCUCAGGCUUGGAGUGAACAACGAAGGACUGUUGCUCCAAAUAAACGGCCGGAUUGUAUUAAUGAGUUGAAAAAGAAGCACAAAAGGGUGAAGCUUCCGAACACUGUCACCAUUGAUUCGAUUUAUGAGAAAAAAUUCUUGUCUUUAAGUAGUGUUAUUGAAGCUGUUAUUGUCGACAGUUUUAUUCUGCCAGGUACAAACAUUUACAUGCUUAGUUUGGGGGACUUUUGGAGCUCCAAUACCAUUGAUCUGUAUCUUCACCGCAGAUAUUACAACUUGGCAGAUCCUAGCAACGGGAUUCUUAAGAAAGGGCGGGAGAUUUUCCUCACAGGAUGCUAUCUUCGAACUGCCUCUGAAGGAUCUGGUUUUCCACGUCUCUUGCCAACUGAAUACCUCGUGAUACUGUUAGAUGAGGACCAAGAUGACGAUGCAAUGCUGCUGGGAGCACAGUUUUGUUCAGAUUCUUUCUCUUCCAUUUCUUUCUCUUCAGUUAAUGAAGGGGAUUCUUAUUCGUUAUAUGCAAGGAUUGAAUCUAUUGGGUCACUGGAAAUACAAGGAAAUAAUGGUAGUUUGCGGAGGAAACAAAUUAGUCUUGUGGAUAAUAAUGGUGUCAGAUUAAAAUUUCUAUUGUGGGGUGAGCAGGUUCUUCUUUCCGACCUUUUAAGUGUCGGAAGUAUGCUUGCACUGGAUAGACCGUUUAUUGCAAGUUCAGUUGACAGUGCAUCUGAAACAUGCGAAGAAAUUUGUCUUGAAUAUGGUAGUGCAACACAAUUAUACCUGGUGCCUUUCAUUCAACAUGAGGAACAGGUAUGUAUAGCAUUGACUCAAAAUCGGUAUCAAGGAUCAAGGCUGUUGAGUGCAUUAGAUCCAAGUCAGGGACCAAAAUUUUCUCAAGUGACCUUGCCCUGCGAUUCUCAGGGUUCCAUUGACUUCAGUAACUAUCCUUUUAGAUCAUUUGUAAAUGAUCUUCGUGACAAGAUGACAAGCAUCAGCCUCUAUGGUGUUGUUACAGACAUGAUGGGAGAAAGAAAAACUACGGAUUCUAUUUUCUCAUUGAGGAUUAAAGAUACCACUGGUGCAAUUUGGGCAAAGCUGCAUUUUGUUGGAUCUUGGUCAUUGGGAAGACUAGGCCUUGGUCACACUGUAUAUAUAUCUGGCUUGACAUGCUCUAUGACAAAACAAAAAAGCCUUGAAGUAUUGUGGUUUGAGAAUGAUGUUGGAGCUUCAUUUAUCAACCUUAGUUGCUUGCCAGCAUUGCUGAACUCAUCUUGUCUUCACAAGUUAUCAUAUCUUUCUGAUCUAUCCAGCCAGACUAGCAGUACACAUAUAUGUACAGUUUGGCUUGACCAAAUCGAACAUUGUCAUGUAAAUACGAGAUUUUCACAUGCCUGUUGCGGUCAUUUUGUUGAGAAGACACCUUACGGUGGUGUUGAGUGUCAAUUCUGUCAUUGCAGUUGCAAUGAUGAAGUUGUGCGCACUUUCCAUUUGAAAAUAACUCUUGCUGAUGAGAGUGCAAAAGUUUUUACAUGGUGUAGUGGUCAAACUGCUACAGAGUUACUGCAAAUAUCUCCUGAUGACUUCUACGAGUUACCUGAGGAAGAACAAAUCAUGUAUCCUUCUUCGCUGGAGAACGAGAGAUUUACUGUUGCAUUAGUGAAUUGUACAGGGCAUGAGCGUGGACUCGACGACAGUCUAAUGCAAGAAUAUGGUGCAGCUACAUGGGAGAUAACUCGUGCACUUAAAUGUGAAUGAUAUUUGGUGCGAGGAAAUUCCUUCUUUUUUGUCCUAGGGAGGAAAUUCCUUGUAUUAUCUUCAUUUAGAAAAGCAAAAAAAAAAAAAGAAAAAAAAAGGCUUAGAGUUCUGUGUUCAACUGCAAAGAGUUGUUGAUCAACAUAUUCUAGGACAGUGAUUGUCAUAAAUUGUGUUGAAAUGCAAUGUAAUUUUAUACACUUUGAACUAAAUUAAAAUGAGUCCAUUAGAAGAAAAAAAAUUUGCUAGUCAUGAAAGAUGUUACAUAUAGUUAAGGACAUUGGUUUAUUUGAAGGGUAUGUUUAACCUAUGUAAAGAGUGAAAUGUACCAUCCACGUACGUAUAUAUUUUGGUAAGAGCAAGUCUCACCAGUGCACUCACUGUAAAAUGCAUUAGGUUGCCAUGUACAAUAACACAUUUUUGAACGAAAAUUUUGUGUAAUUCGAGGACUUUAAAUGUACAUUCGGUAAUUUUUCUAAUAAUUAUAUAUAAAUUUAUAGUUUUAGUAUACAAAUUAGGUGAAAUAUUUAUGAUUUUGUGAAAAAUAAGAAUUAUCAAACUGCCCUUCGAGCACCACUUUCAAUAUGUGCGCAAAUCACUUUUUAGUAAAUAAAUUCACUGGGACAAUAUCCGUUUGUCGAUCCGAAUUAAGACAUGGUGUUCAUGUUCGACCAAUCGGUUUAUAAACCUUUCAAAUAAAAAA
Cornus florida is the source of this 3266-nucleotide messenger RNA. RefSeq lists its product as uncharacterized. NCBI's taxonomy places the organism in Eukaryota, Viridiplantae, Streptophyta, Magnoliopsida, Cornales, Cornaceae. The transcript has 13 exons. The record is from RefSeq and is a predicted model, not a curated record. The coding region runs from base 548 to 2566 and encodes 672 amino acids.